UGACAAGGUCAAGACUUAGGUUACGACCCUUAAUUUAAUAUAGUUUUCUGUUUGUAAUAUCAAUAAAAAGUAUUCUAGUGUGGAUGCCCCACUCUCCGGCAACGAGAACCACACCGUUCUUUUUGUGAUGACUCUAAAACUCACCAUGUGGAUUAUACACAUUGUUUUUCUUAGCUCUUUUGUUUUUCAGAAGACACGCAUCACAACUGGGAUGGUCAGACUAAACUUCUUAGCUGCGAUACUUGGGAGUGGAGGGAAGGAGAGGAUGACAAAAACCUGGCAACCCCUGCAAAAUUCCCACAGUUGUGCUUCCAGUACAAGCAAACAAACCUUGCUCCUUUUCAGCAGAUAGAGAUUGCAUCAGAAAGAUGAAUUUCCUCUGCCAAGAACACAGGAAAUAUUCAGUCCAGGAUUAGUGACCUGUAUCUCAGAACCCAUCGGGACCACUAUGUACAGAAUACCCUGAGGGUGUGGCAUAAAAGUUUGAGUGGCCUAAAUAAAGGCUGGUCACAUUACCUGAGAGGCAAAGCCAAGAAUGAAUUAUUCAGGUGACUUGAAGAUUCAGGCUGAUAGCUGCCCAGAGAAGUGGCAUCCUUGCCAGUCUUAAGAAGAGGGACAAUAACUGCUCACUUCCACCAUUUAGAUGCCUUUUGAUUGUAUGACUGCUGAAAUGUAUUGAGUGCUGCAGCUACUUUUCCAACAAUGAACAGUUCAAAAUCACCAGCGCUGGACGGAUUAGGAAACACAACCUGCAACGCACACAAUAAGAUUUCGGUAUUUUUUUCAAUAAUAUUCAUGACGGUGGGAAUUUUAUCCAACAGUCUUGCAAUAGCAAUUCUCAUGAAGGCAUAUCAGAGAUUUAGACAGAAAUCAAAAGCAUCCUUUUUGCUUUUUGCUAGUGGUUUGGUUGUCACAGAUCUUUUUGGCCAUCUCAUCAAUGGAACUAUUGCCGUGUUUGUGUAUGCCUCUGACAAAGACUGGAUUCGAUUUAAUCAAUCAAACAUUCUCUGCAGUGUUUUUGGCAUAUGUAUGGUAUUCUUUGGUCUGUGCCCUCUCUUUCUGGGCAGUGUGAUGGCUGUUGAACGUUGCAUUGGAGUCACUAAACCAAUAUUUCAUUCUACAAAAAUGACUUCUAAACAUGUAAAAAUGAUUUUGACUACGGUAUGUCUCUUUGCUGUUUUUAUAGCUUUGCUGCCUAUUCUUAGCUUUAGAGCAUAUCAAAUUCAAGCAUCGAGGACCUGGUGCUUCUAUAAAACAGAACAUAUUGAGGACUGGGAAGACAGAUUUUAUCUAUUACUUUUUUCUUGCCUUGGGUUACUAGCCCUUGCUGUUUCGUUCUUGUGCAAUGCUGUCACAGGAAUUACUCUCUUAAGAGUCAAAUUUAAAAGUCAACAAAGACAAGGCCGAUCUCAUCAUUUUGAAAUGAUCAUUCAGCUAUUGGCUAUAAUGUGUGUCUCUUGCAUUUGCUGGAGUCCAUUUCUGGUGACAAUGGCCAAUAUUGGAAUAAAUGCAGAUCGUUCAAUGGAAACCUGUGAAACAAUACUUGUUGUUCUCCGAAUGGCAACGUGGAAUCAAAUUUUAGAUCCCUGGGUAUACAUUCUUCUAAGGAAAGCUGUGCUGAAAACCCUCUACAAGAUUGCUAGGAGAUGCUGUGGAAUGCAUAUCAUGAACUUGCAUAUGUGGGAACUCAGCUCCAUCAAGAAUUCUUUAAAGGUUGCAGCAAUUUCUGAGUCACCAGUUAGUUCCAAACAAAUAAAUCAACAGCCACUUAGCUCAACAGGGCAAUAAAAUCAAACACAGCAUAUGAAGAAAUAAUGGGAGUGUAAUGAUCAGACCCUGAGAACGCCAUCAGAUUUGUUAGUCUUUGUGGUAAUAUGAGGGUAAGUGGUUUGGUAUUUGUUUCAGAUUGUGAGUGGUUUGGGCUUAUUGUUUACCAAUUUGAUAUUGCUAUUCCAAGAUGUGCACUUGAGUAACUGUGAUCACUUCCAAAACACUUUUGGGUGAAAGAAGCAUCUUUCAGAAAUGGGGUUUAAUCAGACAAGACAGAUUUCAGAGUGGAGUUAGUUCCACAUCACCGUGCCUGCAGCAGCAAAAACACAAUCGUCCACUGACUGCAGAGCCCAAUGGCAGAAACUGUUAAGCUGGGUGUCGUGAGUACAGAUGGUCACCAGCACUAGGCUCAAGGAGCACGUGAGGAGAGGGAAGAACUUGUUGGUUGGUAAUAGACAAGGUAAUCUUUUGUUAGAUAGUGGCACUUCAGUAGUUAACUGUCUUCAUAGCUCCUUAAGGUCAGAAGGGAUAACUAUGAUCAUCUAGUCUGACCUCGUACAUAACAUAGAACUCCUCUGAAUUAAUUCCUGCUUCAAAUCCAAUAGCUAUGGUUAAACAAGAGCAUAUCUUUAAAAUAAAAAUCCAAUCUUCAUUUAAAAAUGUGCAGUAAUCCACUGCAACUCUUGGUAAAUAAUUCUGAUGGCUAAUUACCAUUAGGAUAUAAUUUCUAAAUUUGUUCUAGUUUCAACUUUCAGACAUUGGAUCUUCUUAUACUUUUUUGUAUGACAGAUUGAAGAGCCCUCUGUAUCAAAUUUCUGCUCCUCAUGUAGGUACUUAUAGAUUGUGAUCAAGUCACCCCGUCCCUUCUCUUUGAUUAGCUCCUUGAGUCAUUUACUGUACGGCAUGUUUUCCAAUCCUUUAAUCAUCCUCGUGGCUUUUCUGUGAACCCUCUCCAAUAUUUCAACAGCCUUCCUGAAAUGUAGACACCAAACUGGAUACAGUAUUCCAGUAGCAGUUGCACCAGUGCCAAAUACAGAGGUAAUAUAACCUCUCUACUUGAUGUUCCUCUGCUUAUACUUUUAAGGAUCUCAUUAGCACUUGUGGCCACAGUGUUGCCCUGGGAGUUUGUGUUCAGCUGAUUAUCUGCUAUGACCCUCAGUCCUUUUCAGAUUCACUGCUUCCCUGGAUAGAGUCCCCCAUCCUGUAAGUAUGGCCUAUGUUCUUUGUUCUGAGAUGUACUGUAUGACUUUAUACUUUGCCAUGUUAAAAUGCCUGUUUGCUUGCACCGGUUUAUCAAGUGAUCCAGAUCACUCUGUAUCAGUGACCAGUCCUCUUCAUUAUUUACCAUGCUCCCAAUCUUUGUGUCGCCUGCAAAUUUGAUCAGUAAUGAUUUUGUUUUCUUCCAGGUCAUUGAUAAAAAUGUUAAGUAGCAUAGGGUCAAGAACGGAUUCCUCAAUGAUUGUUUCUGUUUACAAUUACAUUAUCAGACUCAAACUCGGCAUGUAGUUUCUCAGGACAGAUGAGAAUUAUGGGCCCAAUCCUGUAACUCUUACUCAUAUGAGUACUCCCAUUGAGGUCAGCAGCAAACAAAUUUAGACCUAAACCCAUGUGAGCCUACGUAAAGAACAGAGUUGAUCAAAAAACAGUAACACAUUUCUUGAAAGGUGCCACAGAUGCAUCUGCAAAAAUACAGUACGCCUGUUUUAUCUGCAGAGGCCCAUGCUGAUGCAUGCAAACAAGAAUUUGCAUGAACAAAAUGGGCACCUGUGUGAGCAAAUGUAGGUGGUGUUUGUGGGAGCAAGGAGUACUCUCAAUUUUUGCAGGUGUACCUGUGCCUUCCUUUGCAAACGUAGGAUCCAAGGCUGAAGUGCUGAAUGCCUACAGUGGAAGUUGAGUACCUCAGUACCUAUAUUGGAGGCUCCCAGCACCUUGAAAAAAGGGCCCUUCACAAUUAAUUUUACCAUCCCAUUUUUAUAUGUAGCCUGUAUACUUAUUGUUGAUCACUCAUUUGAUAUCAAAGUACAAUGUAAAUUUCAGUUCCAACUGUCUGAAUGUCAUUUAUUCAAUAUUAUGAAAAUAAAAAGUACAGUAAUCUACAUUCCUAUGUCAUUUAAGUAAUGCUACUAGUUGCAAAUUAUUACAUGCCAAGGAUCAGUUGAGUAUUUUGGAAGUCAUUGUACUAACACUAGGUAGAUAUUCAUUUUAUACUCAUAAGGGUAUCAUCCUCCCCCCAUUGAAGUCAGUGGCAAAACUCCCCUUAACUUCAGUGAGAAUAGGAUCAGGCCUGUGGAGACUGUGGGAAUUCACACAGGAUUGUGCAGUCAACCUGUGACAUUAUGAUGUAAUAGGCAGGCUUUCUUGAAGAGCAAGAGAUUGAUAUGAAUGGUAGCAUUGCUAUGCAGUAUCUACUGAAUAUGAUCCAUAGGAGAAGAAUGUACAACUGCAGUCCCCAGUGUUAUCCUAGGUUGUAUGAAACACGUUGUAAGAAGUAGUUGAGUGUAGUGCAAUAAUCAACUCUGCCAGGUGAUUGAAAGGUGUAUCCUUUCUCACAUUUUUCAGCAAAAGACAUGUGACUGGCUUGGAUGCGGAGAGAAUUACUAACCAAUGCACAUAAUCCAUCAAAGACAAAAAAGCACUCAAUAAGCACUUAUUAGUCUAUCAUUGUAACAUAACUGAUCAUGCUUAUUCAUUUCCUUCUAAAAACAAGAGAAGAAUAACGGAGAAGAAGCUUUGAUUUUGUGACUGUACUGUGUUAAUACCAAAAUGGAGGUAGAGUAGAGUUUCUAAGCAGGAAAGAGUUGCUUCUGGGUGGAAAACAAUAGUGUUAACUUCACCUACUUCACUUCAUAUAACUGUUCCACUUUGGCAAAUUGUUGGUCCAGAAUCAGUGCUGACCCUCUCCAUGUGAUUGCAUUGAAAUGAAUGUAAGUAAGAUUUAGUGCUGAAUGUGUCCGCCUUACUGUACACAACCUGUUGUAAAUGUGUCUAGUAACAUAAAUAAGUUGCUCAUCCUUUUGGGGUGAGAAUUUUGCUUCAUUGGCUGCAGAAUAAUGUUAGACUGAGAUACUUGACAAGUGAAUGAAGCAUAUCUGCAGUCUAUUGUGUUGUGAAUAAAUAUAGCUUGUGUACUUUCAUACUGGCUGAAUUGUAAAAAGGUUUAACUUUAUAUGUAUAUGUGUUUUCAUAUAUUCUGUGUAUGGAUAUCUAUUGAAUGUAAAUUGUAGAGCCUCAUUAAACUUAUUAAAACAA
This is a messenger RNA of Mauremys mutica (yellowpond turtle), 5019 nucleotides long. It is a transcript of the gene PTGFR, whose product is annotated as prostaglandin F receptor. Bases 703 to 1788 code for a protein of 361 amino acids. The transcript is spliced from 5 exons. Gene Ontology annotation, molecular function: prostaglandin F receptor activity. Gene Ontology annotation, cellular component: plasma membrane. Lineage: Eukaryota; Metazoa; Chordata; Testudines; Geoemydidae. Gene Ontology annotation, biological process: inflammatory response; positive regulation of cytosolic calcium ion concentration; adenylate cyclase-activating G protein-coupled receptor signaling pathway. The record is from RefSeq and is a predicted model, not a curated record.